Molecule: messenger RNA, 1278 nt
Organism: Condylura cristata (star-nosed mole)
Lineage: Eukaryota; Metazoa; Chordata; Mammalia; Eulipotyphla; Talpidae
Gene: LDOC1
Product: leucine zipper, down-regulated in cancer 1
Exons: 1
Coding region: 132-566 (144 amino acids)
Source: RefSeq, a predicted model, not a curated record
CGCGCCGCGCCCUUCGCCCCUGGCCAGCGCGCGCCGCGGCGGACACGUACUUCCUGCUGGGCCUCCGCGCGCCCCUUGGUCCUGCCGAGCCGAGCCCAGCCCUGCCCUUCCCUGCCAGAAAGCCGUUCGCCAUGGUGGACGAGCUGGUGUUACUGCUGCAUGCGCUCCUGAUGCGGCACCGAGCCCUGAGCAUCGAGAACAGCCAGCUCAUGGAACAGCUGCGGCUGCUGGUGUGCGAGAGGGCCACCCUGCUGCGCCAGGUACGUCCGCCCAGCUGUCCGGUUCCCUUUCCCGAGACGUUCAACGGCGAGAGCGCUCGGCUCCCCGAGUUUAUCGUGCAGACGGCAUCUUACAUGCUCGUCAACGAGAACCGAUUCUGCAACGACGCCAUGAAGGUGGCAUUCCUCAUCAGCCUGCUCACCGGGGAGGCCGAGGAAUGGGUGGUGCCCUACAUCGAGAUGGAUAGCCCCAUCCUGGGCGAUUACCGGGCUUUCCUUGAUGAGAUGAAACAGUGUUUCGGCUGGGACGACGACGAAGAGGACACCGAUGAGGACGAUGAUUACUAGGCCCUGAGACCCUCGGCCUGGGGGGAAGGCCCUGCACGCUGCCACCUCCUUCCCCCCUCCCCAGCUCGAGCCGCGUGCCCCCUCACCCUCCCUCCCACCCCCUUCCCUACCUUCUGCCUUCUGUGUCUGUCUCCCUGCCCCUGUAGUGCUUGUCUUUGUUCCAAGAAUAGCAUAGCGCUCCACUACCCUGCCAGCACUGGGGACUCCCUCUGCACCUUGCUGCCAACCCCUGGCCUGCUCCCAGGACCCUCUCCUGCUAAUUUGAACUUUGUCCUGAGCCCCAGCCCUAGUUUGUAACAGGACCCCUCUUACAAACUAGUGGAAUGACACACACACAGCUCUGCGCGUGCCUGCCAGGCCUCCAUCUGCCCAGAGACCUCUGCUGCCACUUCACCAUCCACCUGAUUCCAGCGACAGAUCGCCCACAUCUUUGGCAGUAAGGACCAACCUAGCAGACUUCUGACUUGGCUCCACCUCCUGGGACAUUGAUUUGGACAGCUUGCCACUACAAAGGACCUGUCUUCCAGCCUGGUUAGUUCAGCACCUACUUCCCGAGUUGUCCCAGGCCCACUGCGCUACCGGGGCCAGGGUGCCUGGUGGCCACACUGUUGACAUUUCUUUUCUUCUCGGCACCAGUUUUUCACAGCUGUCCUUUUCAUUUCAAAAUCUCAGCAUUCCCACAGAUGUGUGCAUUUGGACAAAAAUACUAAAA